This is a messenger RNA of Eruca vesicaria subsp. sativa (arugula), 1479 nucleotides long. The record is from the annotation of a GenBank genome assembly. Lineage: Eukaryota; Viridiplantae; Streptophyta; Magnoliopsida; Brassicales; Brassicaceae.
AUGGCAAUGAGAGGAUACACGUUGUGUUCGAUCAUCUUUGUGUUGUCGUUGUUUGUUUCAUCCGUAAGAAGCAAGGAGUUUGUGUUGACAUUGGAUCAUACUAACUUCACCGAAACCAUCAACAAGCAUGAUUUCAUUGCCGUCGAGUUCUACGCCCCUUGGUGUGGACACUGCAAGCAGCUAGCUCCUGAGUAUGAGAAGGCUGCGUCAGAGUUGAGCAGUCAUGUCCCACCGGUGAUUCUCGCCAAGAUCGAUGCAAGUGAGGAAACAAACAAAGAUUUUGCAGCCAAAUACGAGGUUCAGGGCUUCCCAACAAUCAAGAUCCUCAGAAACGGAGGGAAAGCUGUUCAAGGAUACACCGGACCUCGUGACGCUGACGGUAUUGUUACUUACUUGAAGAAACAAAGCGGUCCUGCUUCUUUUGAAAUCAAGUCUGCUGAUGCUGCUGCUGAGGUUGUUGGUGACAAGAAUGUGGUUGCCGUUGGUGUUUUCCCUAAGCUAUCUGGCUCUGAGUUUGAUUCUUUCAUGGCCACUGCUGAGAAACUGCGCUCUGAUUAUGAUUUCGCGCACACCUCAGAUGCUAAGCUUCUUCCUCGUGGAGAGUCUGUGACAGGACCUGUAGUCAGAUUAUUCAAACCAUUUGAUGAACUCUUUGUUGAUUCCAGGGAUUUUGUUAGAGAAGCUUUGGAGAAAUUUGUCAAAGAAUCAAGCAUUCCACUUAUCACUGUCUUUGACAAGGAUCCAAACAACCACCCUUAUGUUAUCAAAUUCUUUGACAUCCCUAAUACUAAGGCUAUGUUGUUCAUUGACUUCAACGGAGAAGGAGCUGAGUCUCUUAAAUCAAAGUACCGUGAAGUUGCUGCAUCUAACAAGGGACAUGGUCUUAGCUUCCUUCUCGGUGAUGCUGAGAACAGCCAAGAAGCAUUCCAGCACUAUGGAGUCAAAGAUAGCCAUGUUCCUCUAAUCAUCCUCCAUACUUUGGAUGAGAAGAAGUACAUUAAAACAAACGUGGAGGUUGACCAGAUUGAAUCAUGGAUCAAUGACUUCAAAGAUGGAAAACUUACCCCGCACAAAAAAUCUCAGCCUAUCCCAACUGAAAACAACGAGCCAGUGAAGGUUGUUGUUGCUGAGAGCCUUGACGAGAUGGUCUUCAACUCUGGAAAGAACGUCUUGCUUGAGUUCUAUGCUCCAUGGUGUGGACACUGCCAAAACCUUGUUCCAAUCUUGGACGAAGUAGCUGUGUCUUACCAAAGCGACCCAAGUAUAGUCAUAGCAAAGUUUGACGCAACCGCAAACGACUUCCCACGUGACACCUUUGAUGUGAAGGGCUUCCCGACCAUUUACUUAAGAUCAGUGAGUGGAAACAUUGUGCUUUAUGAAGGAGACAGGACAAAGGAAGAUAUCAUAAGCUUCAUCGACAAGAACAAGGAAACAGCUGGAGAGACUAAGAUAACUGAUGCAGCUAAGGACGAGCUCUGA